AUGAAUUUGCAGCCUAGUCGCAGUAGCUACCCUGUGGUGAAAGCUCAAUCGAACAAGGUUAGUACUGGUGCAUCAACAAAUGCUGCAAAAAUCGAUGGGCCUUCAGCUGAAGCCAAGGAGAAAAAUUCAUUGAAGAACUCGUCUUCUUCUUCUUCUUCACCUGAAUUAGCUACAGAGGAGUCUAUUUCUGAGUUCCUUGCCCAAGUAACAACUCUUGUCAAGCUUGUGGAUUCGAGAGAUAUUGUUGAGUUGCAGUUGAAACAACUUGACUGUGAACUAACCAUUCGGAAAAAGGAAGCCUUACCUCAACCCCAAUCUCCACAGUACGUCAUGAUGCAGCAACCAAAUCAACCAUCUUAUGCCCAACCAAUGGCUCCUCCCCCUGCACCUGCUGCUUCCUCACCAGCUCCUCCCACACCAGCCUCCCUUCCUCCACCUUCCCCACCUACUCCUGCCAAAUCAUUGCUUCCUACUGUUAAAAGCCCUAUGGCAGGCACAUUCUACCGUAGUCCUGGACCUGGUGAACCACCCUUUAUUAAGGUUGGAGAUAAAGUGCAGAAGGGGCAAGUUCUCUGCAUUGUUGAAGCCAUGAAGUUAAUGAAUGAAAUAGAGUCUGACCAGUCAGGAACUGUAGUCGAUAUCGUCGCAGAAGAUGGCAAGCCUGUCAGCCUCGACACUCCUCUGUUUGUGGUUCAACCGUAGAAUCGGCUACCAUGAGAAAUGGUAAAAAGAAGAAGCUCUACUAAAAAAUCAAAUCUCUGUGCUUUUUGGUAAAACAAUUUGCAGAGACUCUCUUUACGAAAAAUGUUUCCCCUUCGUUUGUCACUGUUAAAGUCCUGUUAGGUUUCUUUAGUUUCGUGAGGAAAAGAUUCGAGUUUUUUUUCUUCUUCUAGUUUCUCUAUUCGUUAAAAGACAUAUUUUUUUCAAAAGCUCUGUUUUUUUUUUUUCUAUUCACUUUCUAUAUAUACACGAACUCUUGUUCUAUUCUAUUGCAAUUUUCCAAUUUCAAUAUUUAA
Messenger RNA from Camelina sativa (false flax), 1016 nucleotides. Lineage: Eukaryota; Viridiplantae; Streptophyta; Magnoliopsida; Brassicales; Brassicaceae. The record is from RefSeq and is a predicted model, not a curated record.